AUGUGUCGGUGGUUCGCCUACAUCUCGCCUGAUGAAGAGUGCCUACUGGAGGACGUGCUCAUCACCCCCGAACACGGCAUUGCCAAACAGGUCCAUGACCACUACUUACCAAAACUCUUCUCGCACGCCCCUGGCGAGCAGACGUCGAAGCUCGAGAUCACCUUGCGCAACCGCCUCAACAACGUCGACGGCUUCGGCUUGGUGUGGUACACGCCCGUACGCUCCUCGUUCAUCAACAGCGUCGAAGGCAUCCGGCCGGCCACGUACAAGAAUGCGCAACCGCCGAACAAUGACGCAAACUUCCACAGCAUCUGCGCCGGCACGUCCACGACGGCCGCGUUCGCGCACAUCCGCGCCGCAACGGGCGCCUCGGUGGCGGCGAUCAACAACCACCCCUUCGUGUUUGGGCGGCACACGAUCAUGCACAACGGUCUGAUCUCGCACUUCACCGACAUCCACCGGCCGCUGCUCACGCUGCUGGAGAAGUCGGCGUACGAAAACAUCCACGGCACUACCGACUCGGAGCACCUCGCGGCCUUGUACAUGACCAACCUGACCCGGUCGGCCGGCGGCGGCCCGCAGAGCUGGGAGCGGCAGUACACGCCGCAAGAAAUGCUGCGCGCGCUGGUCGAGGCCUUCCACGCCAUCAUCCGCCUGCAACAGGAGACGCUGGGUGCCGAGAACGUCCAGGCGUGUUCCAUGAACGUGUGCUGCACCGACGGCGAGCAGCUGAUCGCUGUGCGUCUGCGCAACCACGCGGUCGAGAACCCGCCCAGCCUGUACUACAGCACCACCGCCGGCGUCACCCUCAACAGGAAGUACCCGGACAAUGCCUCGGGCGCGAAGAACCCCAAUGCCACCCUGAAGCCCGAGGACCACGGCAAGCACGUCAUCGUGGCCAGUGAGCCCACGACGUACAAGAUCGUGGAGUGGAAGGUGAUUGAGAAGAAUCACGGCGUCGUGGUCGACAAGGAUGGAAAUUGUACCGAGGAGGCGAUCGAAAUGCCCAAGGAUCUUCUCGCCCAGGCGGCUACGGGACGGCAUUUCUGA
Fonsecaea nubica is the source of this 1050-nucleotide messenger RNA. RefSeq lists its product as hypothetical. Lineage: Eukaryota; Fungi; Ascomycota; Eurotiomycetes; Chaetothyriales; Herpotrichiellaceae. The record is from RefSeq and is a predicted model, not a curated record. The transcript has a single exon. The coding region runs from base 1 to 1050 and encodes 349 amino acids.